AUGGCCGACCGAGCAAGGUCAAGAUCGCGCUCGCCGCGCCGCGAUCGCGACCGUUCCCGUGAGCGAGACCGUCCCCGCGAACGCAAACAAGGCGGCGGCGGAGGCUUCCGCUGGAAGGACAAGUCCUCGCGCACCGACGACCGCCCAGACGACCGCCGCACCCUCAACCGCGGCUACCGCAACCGUUCGCGCUCGCGCUCGCCUCGUCGCGACCGUGACCGCGACGGCAACGACGACAGACCCCCGCGCCGACCAGCUGCCGCAGACAACAGCAGCGGCAGCGGCAGCGGCAGCGGCAACCGAACAAGGUCCCCCGCGGCGGCAGAAGACAGAGACAAGAGGAAGAAGAAGGACAAGGCACCCAGGGACAAGGUGGCUCCGGCGCCCUCUGGCGGCGAGGAGUACAUCAUUGUCCACGUCAACGACCGACUCGGCACCAAGGUCGCGAUUCCCUGCCUGGCCUCGGACCCUGUGAAGAUGUUCAAGAUUAUGGUGGCAGCGCGGGUCGGCAGGAAGCCGCACGAGAUCUUGCUGAAGAGGCAGGGCGAGAGGCCGUUCAAGGACCAGCUGACCUUGGAGGACUACGGAGUGAGCAACGGGGUGCAGCUAGACUUGGAGGUGGACACGGGUGAUUAA
Verticillium dahliae VdLs.17 is the source of this 636-nucleotide messenger RNA. RefSeq lists its product as uncharacterized. The transcript has a single exon. Gene Ontology annotation, cellular component: cytoplasm; nucleus. NCBI's taxonomy places the organism in Eukaryota, Fungi, Ascomycota, Sordariomycetes, Glomerellales, Plectosphaerellaceae. Gene Ontology annotation, molecular function: protein tag activity. Bases 1 to 636 code for a protein of 211 amino acids. Gene Ontology annotation, biological process: protein modification process; mRNA splicing, via spliceosome. The record is from RefSeq and is a predicted model, not a curated record.